Molecule: messenger RNA, 4535 nt
Organism: Caenorhabditis angaria
Lineage: Eukaryota; Metazoa; Nematoda; Chromadorea; Rhabditida; Rhabditidae
Source: the annotation of a GenBank genome assembly
AUGAAUCAUCACCACGUGUUUGUCACGUCGGCUGAUGAGCAGAAUAUUCAACAGCAGCAGCACAAUAAUCAACAUGUUGUUGUGACGACGACAAGUCAAAGUGAUUAUCAGGUUAGACAUUUUGGGAGGGGUGAAAACAGGGAGAAAUUUAAAAAUCUGAAAAUUCAGAUUUUAUAAAAUUAACAUUGAUGCUUUUAAGCUCAAAAAACUGAAAUUUCCAAGCUCAAAAUUAAUUUCAGGAUUUAAAAAUGUUCCGGUUAUUUUCCGAUGAAACAAACUUUUUUUCAGAAAUGGAGAUUUCUAGAAUUUCAGCAAAAAAUCCUGAAAAUCAAUUUUUCAACUCAAAAAUCUGAAAUUUUUGAAUCUAUAUCAGAAAUAAAUCAAAAUUACCAUUAUUUUCAGAUUUUCAAUAUUAAAAAAUCAAAAUCAGAUAAAAUCAAUGUUUUCAGCUCAAGAAAUUAAAGAUUUUCAUUAAAAAAACUGAAAUUUUUCAGCUUCAAUUUAAUUUCAGGUUUUCAAAAUAUUCCUAUGUUUCUGAUGAAAAAUUCAACAAUUUUCCGCUUGAGAUUUUAUGUAUCAUGAAAGUUUCUAGAUUUUCAGCAAAAAACCCCGGAAAUUAAUUUUUUAACUCAAAAAUCUAGCAACUUUCAAAAAAAAAAAUUUCAAGUAAAAUUUGAAAAUUAUUGAUUUUACUCAAAUUUUCCACCAAAAUUCAAUAAAUCCAUAUUUUUUUGCAGUCAACAUCGUAUUAUUCGGCAGCUGAAGGUUCAUAUGAUCAAGUCGGUUAUCAAACAACUCAAAUAAUUGGAGACGAUGAAACAAAAGAAGAAUUUCUAAUGUUACCAUCACAAGUAAAAGAACAUCCAGCAGUUGCACAAGCAGAUACAAUGAAUGCAUAUCUUGAUUCAUAUUUUGUUGAUCAACAUGGAGCCAGUACUUCGGAUGAUUCCAAUGAUAUUCGAAAUCGAUUGAUUGAUGAAAGAUUACGUCUUGAAAGAGCCAAAAAAUCCGAUGAAGAUUUGGAAGUUUUGCUAAAAGAGACUGAUGAUAUGCAAGAUAUUCAAACACAAAUCCAUAUGGAACAAGCAGCAAUGGCUGAUAAAUAUCGAGAAGAAAGAUCGAGGCAACGAAGAGCUGCAGCUGCAAGAUCGAGAUAUCAAAGAAUGACUGAAAAUGAAAGGCGAUUGUAUAAUCAUCGAAGAAGAUUGCGACAAUUAGGAUUGGAUCCCGAAAAUUCAAAAACUGAUAUGGAAGAAGUUCGAGAACAUGUGAAGAAUGCAAAUGCGAAAAAAGCGGAGGCGGCAAGAAUGAGAUAUCAUCGAAUGACACCAGAACAGAAACGAGAUUAUAAUAUGAGAAGAACUGAAGCAUUUCGAAGGCGACGGAUGGAAGAAGAGAUGUUAUUAUCGACGCCAGCUGGAAGAAUAUCAGCUGAAGCAUUGGCAAAAGCACAACAAAUUAUGGUGAGAAAUGCGCGGAAAGCGGAAUCGGCAAGAUUGAGAUAUCAAAGAAUGACGCCAGAUGAGAGGAAACAAUAUAAUUUGAAAAGAGCGGCAGCCAAAAAAACGAGAAAGAAGGAUGAUAUUGUUUUGAGUCCAGGAAAUGUGCAAAUUGAUCCAUUGCUUAUGAUGGCGCCACCGGAAAGUGGAAGAAAUGAGACGAAUGACGAGUCGAUGGAAUGUUUUAGUGAUAUGUCGGGAAUUCAGGAAUCGACAGGCGAUAAUGGAAGUGUUUAUCAGGAUCAAUUGACGACGGUGGAUGAUGCGACACAAGAACAACACAUGUUGGAUAUUAUUAAUCAGGUUGCCACACCCACACAACAUGAGAUUUUUGCGCAGGUUUGUUUUUUGGGAGGGGGGGGGGGGUGAAAAUUCGAGUUUUCUCUGAUAUAGUUUGAAAUUUUGAGAUAAAUCUAUAAAGUUAGAAUUUUUGAACCAGAAAAAAUAGCAGAUUUGUGGAGCUCUGAAGUUAGACGGCUUUUGAAUUUUCAAUAAUUAAUUUUAGAUCUAAACUUUCUGAAAUUUGAAAUUUACAGUAAACAUACUUUUUUUCUAAUUUUGAGCUCCCAGCUAAAUUAUACAGUAGUUUAGAAUUAUUUUAAUUCUAAACUUUCUGAGGGUUGGAAUUUACAGUAGAAAUUUUUGAACUUAUCUAAUUUUUCAACGAAAUAUCUAUGAAGCUCUAGAUUAUAGCCGAAAAAUCUCUCUUUUCUCUAAAUUAAAAUCCUAAAUUAGGAUUUUCAAAUCACAUUUUUGAACCAGAAAAACCUGGGGAAUUUUUCGAACUAGUUUUUUAAUCUGAAAAUUAUAGAUUUUCGACUUAUUGAGCAUUUUUUAAGCUUGAAAUUUUGAAUUUUCUAGAUUUCGAAAAUUUAGAAAAGAAGUCUUGUUUUGAACUCAUAAAAAUCAAUUUCAGAUGGAAAAAGACGUAGUUCGCCGAACGAAACAAGCACAUCUCGCUCUUCAACGCCAACAACAAUUAGACAAUACAGUAACCCUCGAAACAAUUCUACAAAAUGAUUUGAAUAAUUUGAGUGGUGGACCAAGUGGCGGACAUUCUACAGGUGGACCAAUUCAAUAUGAUAUGGCACCACCAAUGGAACAUGAAAUGAUUGUUGAAACAUCGGGUGGAAAUAAUAUUGGAGGAGGCGGAAUGCAACAACAACAACAACAACAACCAACAAGAUCGAGAGGGCGAGGAAGAGGAGGCAUCGCUCAGAAUAGACAAAAUGAACCGGUUAUGAUGUGUUGUGAGGAGGAAAUUGUUGAUAUUCAGGAUACAACUAUUGUUGAUAAGGUAACGGUUUUGGGGGAAAUGAGAAAAUCGUAGAAAAUUUGAGAAAAGUUCAAGCUGAGGCAGAGAAUUGAAGGGGCUUCUGAGAAAAAAAUCUCUAGAAAUAAAAUUAAAAUUGGAAUAUUUUUAAAGGUUUUCAAUUUUUAGCUCAAAAAAACUAAAUAUUUGUGCUCUUUUUGAUCUGAAAAUUAGGCUGAAAAUCAAUCAAAAAUUUUGAAUUUUCAGGUAUAAAUUUCAAAAUAAUUGGGCACAAUACAAAUAUAUUAAUUGUUGGCUGAAAAUCUUGAAAUUUUGGUGAAAGAUCAUAAAAAUGUAUAUUUUCCGGAUUUUUCCUAACCUAAAUUUAAAUUAUUUUUCAGAUGAAAAUCUAGAUCUCAAAAUUUCCCCACAAAUAAUCCUAUUUUUCUGCAGAGCCAAUUAAUCGAUGAAAAAGCGCUGCACGAGAUGUUGAGAACGGGUCUCGACGCGAAUGGACAACCUGUUGAAAUUCGAAUGGCCGAUGGAACACCGAUAAGUGGAACUGAUCAAUUGAAGUGAGUUUUUCAUUAGGGCCUUAACGUUCUUAUUCCAAUUUUGUAGCGCAAUCAGCAAUGGUCAAACAAUUCUAAUCACCCAACAACAACCAAUCGAACAAAAACCAUCACUUCUUCCACCAGUUUCUGAUUAUGGACCAUCAACUUCAACACAUCUUCGAAUGAAUGAAUAUGAUCAUACUUUGAUGGGUGGAGGAAAUGGCGGACAUCCUGAAGAUGAUGAAGCAUAUAUGGGAGAUGUUACAUCGAUGUUGAGUGCUGAUAAAUUGGCAUUGUCGAGAGCGAAACGAGCGGAGAGAGCUAGAAUGCGGUUGGUUUUUUUUGUCUGAAAGUUUGGGAGUGAAAAAUGAGAUUUUAACCAUUUUAUCAAACUUAAAUUUUUAUUAAAAAUUCCAAUUAUUUUCAAGUUCAAAUAAAUGGAGAAUUAAAUUUGUCACCCAAAUUUUCUCGACUUUCAAUAUCUCCUACUAUUCCAGCUAUCAUCGAAUGUCUGUCGAAGAACGUCGAGAACAAAACGCGCGUCGAGCAGAUAUGCUGCGAAGAUCUCGCCAGCGAGACGAUGAAUUGUGCCAAUUGGCUGACAGUGUUCCAAUGGAACAACUCGACGAAGACACUCGUCGACAAAUUGUCGAAGCACAAACUCGGCGGAUGAAAAGAGCCGAACAGGCGCGAGCAAAAUAUCAUCGAAUGAAUAGUGAGCAGCGAAGACAAUAUAAUGCGAUGAGAGAUGCACAAAGGCGGCAACGAAAACGAGAACAGGAAAAUCGAAUGAGACAACAAAUGGCUGAUCAGGAUCAGAAUGGUGAUGAUAUGAAAGUUGAUGAUGGAAGUAGUCGAGAUGGUAGACAAGGUUUGCAUUUUUUGGAUUUUGAAAAUUGCGAAAUUCUGAAAUUCAAACUGAGAGCAUCUGACAAAAAUCCUCUGACUUUCGAAAAUUUCGCACUUUUUGAGAUUUUUCAAAAUCUUAGCCAGAACUUUAAAUUAGCCUAAAAGUUUUGAAUCUAGAAUUGUCUAGAAUUAAAUUUUUCAGAACAGAAGCUGAAUUUUCUCUCGAAAUCAGCGAAUUUUCCCAAUUUUCCCAAAAAUCCAAGUCAAACCUCUCGAAUUUUUUCAGAAUCUUCAUCUCAUCAAUCGGGCCAAUCUCCGCACGAUGGUUCAGUUCUCUAUGCAAACUAUGAUAUGUAUCCGGCUGAAAAUUGGACAGAAUAA